CCAUAAACUAUCACCAUUUAACACCACAGCUAUGCUACAUUUCUACACUCAACGCUUCCGGAUCUUCAUAAAUUAUUCAACUUCAGUUCAACAAACGGGGUUUGAUCGAUUUCCAUUUGAGCGGGUAAAUCAAUCAUCUCUAGAGUUUGUGCGCUCCUGAAUCUAAUUCCCCUCAAGUCUCAACAUCUGAACCUCCUCCCCUUCCCCCACCCCCCCAAAAAAAAGAAAAAAGAAAAUUUGGAACAAUCAAAGAAAUCGAACAAUGGCAAAACCCUCACAAUUAAGAUUUAUCAGCAGACAUCUUCACCAAAUUGUGUCAAAACCCUCGUCCAGUUCCAAUCCCACCAGCAUUAUUACUUUCCGUUCCGUGAAGAACGAUCCCAGAUCCAUUGAAAACUCCACUUUCUCAUCUUGGGCAUCAACUAAUUUUCAGAAAUCCCAAUUUUCAUCAUCGUCUAAUAUUUCAAGGUUUUUUGGAAAAUUAAACCCACGUGCUGAUUCUUUUCCUGGUAGGAACUUUCUGGGUUUUAGAUUCUUGUCGUUUAAGAAUCACGACAUGGGCUCUAAAAUUUUUGCAAAAUAUCUGGGCAAAAAUGUUAGUUCGGCUGUUAAGAAUACAUUUUCUCAGUACAAGGAGGCUUUUGUGAUGCAAAUUGAGGCAUUCUGGAAGAGAAAUUAUCUGGUGGUUCUAGGUGGAGGUGGUGUUGUGGUGUGCAUUUUCCUUUGGAGGGUCUUGUUUGGAAUUGCCAAUACUUUUAUUGGUUUCUCUGAGGGCAUGGCCAAAUAUGGAGUUUUAGCUCUUUCUUCUGCUAUAGUCGCAUUUGUUGGCUUGUACUACCGCUCAAAGCUGACCAUCAAUCCGGAUAAAGUUUACAGAAUGGCUAUGAGGAAACUCAAUACAUCGGCUGGAAUUCUUGAGGUUAUGGGCGCACCACUUGCAGGAACCGAUUUGAGAGCAUAUGUGAUGUCGGGGGGAAGUUUUAGUUUAAAGAAUUUUCAGCCAAGGUUAAGAAGCAAAAGGUGUUUUCUCAUUUUCCCUAUAAGUGGUUCAGAAAGGAAAGGAUUAGUCAGUGUUGAAGUCAAGAAGAAGAAAGGCCAGUACGACAUGAAGUUAUUGGCCGUAGAUGUUCCCAUGGCUAGUGGGCCCGAUCAACGGCUGUUUUUGAUCGGUGACGAGGAAGAGUACAAGAUUGGUGGUGGCCUAAUUUCCGAGCUGCGUGAUCCGGUCGUGAAAGCAUUGGCUGCAGCCAAGGAGUUUGAUGCUCGUGAUGAGUUGGAGGAUGAGGAAGAUGCUGCCAGGGAACUUGAAGAGGCUGAACGAAGAAAUCGUGAAGAAAUCGAAAAGCUUGAAUAGGACAACUCUCAGUAGAUGUGUGAUAUUUGAUGAUAGUCAAUUUCGAUAUUCCAUCUUUGUCCUUCACAAAUAAUGAUGCGGUGCUUUUUUAUGGAGAUCUUAUGAAUUUUGGCUGCAGCUUCAUCAUUUUGUACAUGUGGUGCUUUUUUUAUGGAGACCUUAUGAAUUUUGGCUGCAGCUUCAUCAUUUUGUUCAUGUUGUUGAUCUUUCUGUGAGAUUCGUAUUAGUUU
Striga asiatica is the source of this 1584-nucleotide messenger RNA. The record is from the annotation of a GenBank genome assembly. NCBI's taxonomy places the organism in Eukaryota, Viridiplantae, Streptophyta, Magnoliopsida, Lamiales, Orobanchaceae.